Ostertagia ostertagi is the source of this 300-nucleotide messenger RNA. The record is from the annotation of a GenBank genome assembly. NCBI's taxonomy places the organism in Eukaryota, Metazoa, Nematoda, Chromadorea, Rhabditida, Trichostrongylidae.
AUGGAAGUGUAUGAAAAAGGGUAUUACCUGAACAACUUUGUCAAUCGAAUCCUGCUUAAAAAAUCACAUUCUCGCCAGAAAGUAGUACCCUCCCUCAAUAAUGAGAUUACACUCAGCGAUAAAGAGCGAGACGUACUUCGAUUCAUAUGUAUGGAAUUUACCGCUCAGGAGAUCGCUCAGAAAAUGGAGAUCAGCCCAAGGACCGUUGAAGCCAUUAAAGACAGGCUAAUGGAAAGGUUUGGGAGCAAGAAUACUGCCGGCUUAGUAUUUUUUGCUGUGAAAAACAAUUUGAUAGAGUAA